Molecule: messenger RNA, 6079 nt
Organism: Oncorhynchus mykiss (rainbow trout)
Lineage: Eukaryota; Metazoa; Chordata; Actinopteri; Salmoniformes; Salmonidae
Biological process (GO): positive regulation of intermediate filament depolymerization
Cellular component (GO): intermediate filament
Molecular function (GO): intermediate filament binding; CCR5 chemokine receptor binding
Source: RefSeq, a predicted model, not a curated record
GAGUAUCUCACCAGCGGUCACACUAGAGGAGGCAAGCAGCCUCACAGCACAUUCUGACCCUCACACACAGGCUUGGAGAGAGAGACCGAAUCAGCACCUCACACACAUUGACAGAAACUGCUCGCUCCAGAGCGAGGCCCUCUUUACUCAACCAGCAUCACUAUCUGUCCUCUCUCUCUGACAUGGAGCUCCACAACAAGCUCCAGAUGCUGAACCUCAACCAGCGCCUGGAGACCUACCUGGGCCGAGUGAGGCUGCUGGAGGAGGAGAACAAGCUACUAUGCCAGGAGCUCCAGGCCCUGAGGGUCAGUGGCCAGGGGGGGCAGAUGGGCCUGGAAGACAAGCUGAGCCUGGCCAGGCAGGAGGUGGAGGAAGCCUGGAGGGAGAAGGACCGGGUGGAGCUGGAGCUAGGGAGUCUGGGUGAGGAGCUCCAAGUCCUGGGGCUGCAGAGACGGUGGGAGGCGGACGCCCAUGGGGAGGUGAAGAAGAAGCUGGCAUCCAGCAAGAAGGAGAUGGAGGAGGAGAAGAGGGCUCAGAUCUGGUUAAGAGAGAAGGUGAGCCAGCUAGAGAAACAAAUCCAGUUCCAGAUACAAACCCACCAGGAAGAUGUUGCUGGCUUCCAGGCUACACUAAUCCAAGUCAGACCUGCCCUGCCAUCCCCUCCACCCCAAACGGGCACCCAGCUUCCCAGCCUCCAGGACCUGGGUGAGGAGUACUCCCAGAUGGCUGUCAGGGCGUGGCAUGAGGCGGCCAUGGUGUUUCAGGGCCAGGUAGACAGCCUGGACGAGUCUCUAAACCAGGCCAGAACCCGGUUGGCCCAGGUGGGCCAGGAGAAAAUUGAGAGCCAGCUGAAACUUCAGGCCCUGGAGAAUGAGCUGCAAUCAGCCCAGGAUAGAAGGCAGUGUCUGGAGAGGAGUGUGGCCAAACAGAGAGACAUGCAGAGGCAAGAGAUACAAAACCUGCAGGCCCAUCUGGAGGUGUUGGAGAUGGAGAAGGGGGCGCUGGGAAAUCAGAUUGACACUCUUCUGACAGAAAGUAGGGGUCUGGUGCAGCUGAAGAUGUCUCUAGGCAUGGAGGUGGCCACAUACAGAGCUUUACUGGACAAUGAAAGUCUGAUGGGGGAUUUCUCUUCAACAAAUCAGCUAAGGAGUACCUACACAUCUGAUGGAGUCCCCAGCUCUCGAGGGGUUAAGCAAAGCUUCCAGACACAGCUGGCUACCAGUCACAUAAUCAGUCCCUUCUCUACCAUCCAUAGAGCAAGCCCACGAUCCAAUGUAACAACGAUGUCCGCAUCACCAAUCUGGACUCAAAACCAGGUGACCCUGAACGAAACACCUGAGAGUUGUCGAAAGACAGAGGAAGAGCAGGUUGACUUUGACUUAGGGUCCAACCGGCAGGUUAUUUGGUCAACGCCUUACCCCAAAGUACCACAGGAUGGAAUUUCAGUCGACCACUUCAGACCCCAAGAUGUCCAUGAAGAAGUCAACUAUGCUGAGCCUCUCUCACCUCCCACUGAAGAGGCAGGAGCUGAUGUUGUAUCUUGGCUUGGUUCUGACCAUAAGGAACAAUCCAUGUGGGAUUUAGAAAAGGAGGAAGAGGAUCAGAACAUAGUCAGAACCUGGGUUGCUAAAGACAAACCAGUUCUGGAACCUGCCAUGAGUCACCAGGUUGAGAUCAGCUUCAGUAUGCCAACUGUGUUCAGCACUGAUGCUCAAGAGCUCUACAGCCCUUCAGUGAGCGAUGAGAGAGCAGGUUCAGUGACAGGGGCACAUUCUGCUUUCUCGGCAAAUGAUGAUAAUGAUGUACCUUUUGAAAUGUCUUCUGAAAAGGAGGAACCUCUACUAGAUCUGCCUUACGGUCCCAUGAAUGCAUUGGAGGAAAGAGAUCUCGAAACAGCAAGGAAAGACGCUGAAUGGGUGGGGAAAGAAGGCUUGGAGUCUGAAAUUAAAUCAGUGCUAGAACCUGCAUUUGAGACCUUCACAAGCAGUCAAGCUUUUGAGUACAACAAGUCAAAAGAGUUCAACCAAGAGGACAAUAUGUCAUAUGCAUCUACUCAAGCCUCCCACGGUUCAGAAGAGGCAUUUCACCAUGUUAAAAGAGUGGAGGAAGAUGUUAUUAAUCUCACAAAAGAGGAUGAUGAAAACUAUAUGUCUAACAAAGAUGAGGAGCAAUUGGAAGAUGAAUUGCGCCCCUAUGGGUAUGGUAAGGAUGAUUGUGAAAGAUUGGCAGGGUUCAAUAAGGAACAUUGUGUGACAGAAAGAAUCGAUAAGUUCAACCGAGAGGCGAUUAUCUCAUAUGAAUCUGCUCAAGCUUCUCACUGGUCAGAAGAGGUAUUUCACCAUGUUGAAAGACUGGAGGAAGGUGAUAUAAAUUUCACAAAAGGGGAUGAUGAAAAUGAUAUGUAUAAUAAACGUGAGGAACAAUAUGCAUUGCACCCCAAUGGGGAUGUAGAUGAUGAAUGGAAUAGAGUGGGAGGAUACAAUGAAGAGAAUGGAAUUAGAGAAAGAAUGGAUGAAGGAAAGGAUCAAGAAGGAAAGGAUCAUAUGAAAGAGGAAGAGAUGUGGAAUAACAGAGAAACCCAACCAAAUCAGUCUGAUCAAGAGCAUAUACCUUCAAAUGUAGAGAAACUGAAUCAAUUUGAGCAAGAGCAUAUACCUUUAGGCAGAGAGAAACGGAAUAUAUCCGACAAUGACAAAGAGGAUCAUGAUGAGGCAAACUACUGUCAAAAUACUUAUGUUUCAUGGAGGGCUGAGCUAGAAGGUGACAGCUACACUCAGGACAACACACUGGCCGACACACACCCCCUGAUCCGUUACAAGAGUGACGAGACGGAUGCCAACACUCAGGCUUCACACAUGGGAGAAAGUGACUCCAGUGAUGGUGAACAGGACAGGGAGGUUUGCCAGACAGGAUCAGGCACCUGGGGCGAAGGCAAGUCCAAACAGUUUGACACCAUGGAGGAUCUGUAUGAAGAGUCAGAAGGGGAUGUCAUAGAUCAGGAAAGUAACAUGGGCUCCACUCACCAAGAGGACAUGGAUGCUAGCCAAACAAAGGAGCAUGCUACACAGGAGAACGAUGAGGAGACUGCAGUAGAUCAGUUGAUUCAGGAGGCAGAAGAGGAACAAUCCUAUGAGGACCUUACAGAACCUGGAGAGUACUCCAUGAUGUGCUCUGAUGAGGACAAUAAUGAAGAAAGAAUUGAUAGAUUGGUAGAGCAAGAAUUAGAGAAUUUAUCUAUAUCCAGUUACAGUGAACACUUUAAUGGGCAGAUGAUUGAGAGCGAGUCAGUACUGAGUCUUCAAAUUGGGUCUCACACUGAACUUUCCCAGACACAAGACAUAUUAUACAGUGAGGAGGUAGAGCAGAUACACUCAGAGAGACUGAAUCAAUCUGAACAAGAGCAUACGACCUCAGGCGGCGAGGAACUGAAUCAAUCUGAACAAGAGCAUAUGACCUCAGGCGGCGAGGAACUGAAUCAAUCUGAGCAAGACCAUAUGACCUCAGGCGGCGAGAAACUGAAUCAAUCUGAGCAAGAGCAUACGACUUCAGGCGGCGAGAAACUGAAUCAAUCUGAGCAAGAGCAUACGACUUCAGGCGGCGAGAAACUGAAUCAAUCUGAGCAAGAGCAUACAACUUCAGGCGGCGAGAAACUGAAUCAAUCUGAGCAAGAGCAUACGACUUCAGGCGGCGAGAAACUGAAUCAAUCUGAACAAGAGCAUACGACUUCAGGCGGCGAGAAACUGAAUCAAUCUGAACAAGAGCAUACGACUUCAGGCGGCGAGAAACUGAAUCAAUCUGAACAAGAGCAUACGACUUCAGGCGGCGAGAAACUGAAUCAAUCCGUGCAAGAAUAUAUACCCUCAGACGGAGAGGAACUGAAUCAAUCUGAACAAGAGUAUAUACCCUCAGACGGAGAGGAACUGAAUCAAUCUGAACAAGAGUAUAUACCCUCAGACGGAGAGGAACUGAAUCAAUCUGAACAAGAGUAUAUACCCUCAGGUGAAGAGGAACUGAAUCAAUCUGAGCCAGAGUAUAUACCCUCAGGUGGAGAGGAACUGAAUCAAUCUGAGCCAGAGUAUAUACCCUCAGGUGGAGAGGAACUGAAUCAAUCUGAGCCAGAGUAUAUACCCUCAGGUGGAGAGGAACUGAAUCAAUCUGAGUCAGAGUAUAUACCCUCAGGUGGAGAGGAACUGAAUCAAUCUGAGCCAGAGUAUAUACCCUCAGAGGUUAUGUAUUCAAUGCACUCUAGGAUUCGAAUGACACCUGAACACACAUCUCUUAGAGAAAGUUCAGCAGAAAUAUCCAAAGCAGAAUAUUUGGCUCAAGGUAAGGUCUUCAGUGAGGAACUGGGAACUGAAGCUGUACCAGACAAAAUAGAAGGACAGGAUGACCAGAACCUUUCUAUGCUGACUCAUGCAGACUUUACUGAAAGCCAUUCUAUCCACAGCAGUUUAAACAGCAGGCCUGAGAGUCAAACCAACAUGAACAACUCGGAUAUAGAAGAGUCCAACAGCACAGAUGAUGAGUCUCCAAAUGCAAGCCAGUAUUUGCAACGUGCCAACGAAGCAAAUCUAACUGCAGAUCAGGUAGACUUGUUAGAUGUGGCGGUCUCUCACUAUGAGGAUUGCAAUGCUCUUAUAGAACAUUCUGCAGAGGAGGUCACUAGCUAUCAGGCAAGUCAUGAAUGUCUUCAGACAGACAAAUGGGAAGUCUUAGAAAGUCCAAACAAACACCUGGAAUCUGGAGAUCCUUUUGCAGGUCACAAGAGAGACUCGGAGAGAUCAUCCAAAACUGACAGCAAAGGCCGGGACCUCCACAGCUUCCUCAGCUCUGGUGUACACAGCAACUUCUGGGGUUCCAAUCUGGAAACAGGAGCCUCCUAUCAACCGGACGAGCCAUAUGACCAUGUGACCAAGCUACCCAAUCAGAACCUAGCCUUGGCUGAUAACCUAUCCUGGGUGGAUUUGGAAUCCACAGGCGGCCAAUUGGAACAUAAAGAUGGACAGUGACACAUCUAAAGCUUCCACCCUUGAAGAAGAGGACAAACAGAUGCCCUCACAGGUGAAGCAGCUGGUGUGUAGAGAUGUAGUAGAGGGUGUGAAUGUUACUUCUGAAGGUUCUGAAGAUGAGGGAGACUCCAGGUCAUCUGGGGAAGAAUAGGAACAAUUUCAGCAUGGUUUCUAUAAGGAGUAAAGUAGAAGUAACAAGUGUUAUUGAGAGUGUAAUACUAUUUACACUUUACAGGCUUUGAAUAUGAGCAUUGAUUCACAUUGAUCCUUACAGUGAAAAGUAAUUGAAAGGAUAAUAUGUCACAGAAUGUCAUGACAAUUCAGUGCUCUCUGGAAUCCUUGGGAUGUUCCUACCCUAAACCCCAACCUUAACCCCUACCCCACCCUUACCUUAACCCUAAAUAUAACCAUAACCCUUACCUACACCAUUUAAAAUGUCAACUUCAAUGGGGUAGGGACGUCCCAAGGAUGCGAGAUAGCAUGGACCGUCAAAUAUUUAUGCUGUUUUCAAAAACCAAAGUUGUGCCUUGGUGCACACCCUGCUGACACUAACCACCAGUGUACCUACUCCAUUUCAAGACAUUGAGGGCCAUUUUUGUAAGUUUUACAAAUGUAUGUUUGAAUAGCCAUUUUUCUAUUCUUUGGAGAACAAAAGUAACUUAGUUAAAAACCAAAUAAAGGACAUUUGAAAGUCAAAGCAUUCUUGAUUUGAUUGCACUGAUUGAAGGAAAUCAAUUAGAGAAAAAGUGAGAACCCAGGUAUUUCAAUGCACAAGACCUGGGAGCCUGUUUUUCUAGUGGCAACUUUUAUCUUAACAUCGUAAGCAAGUUUAUUUGAUAAGGACUCCAGUUGAUAUACACAGUACCUUCAGAAAGUACUCAUUCCCCAUGACUUACUCCAAUGAGAAGUGUUAUUUAUGAUUAUAAUUUGAAUUACAACUCAAACACUACAAGCAGCAGUGCAGUGGUUUGAAAUCCUAGAAGAACAGCUUGCCUUCAUUUUAAUAAAUAUAACUAACAGACAAUGAAACAACAUGGUACCAUAUUAGCUAUGCUUUGUUAACCAUUACG